Messenger RNA from Chroicocephalus ridibundus (black-headed gull), 1143 nucleotides. RefSeq lists its product as uncharacterized. The record is from RefSeq and is a predicted model, not a curated record. NCBI's taxonomy places the organism in Eukaryota, Metazoa, Chordata, Aves, Charadriiformes, Laridae. The coding region runs from base 574 to 969 and encodes 131 amino acids. The transcript has 4 exons.
CUGGGAGCAGCCCCUUGUUCUCAGCAGCUGCUAAAAGAUUCAGCCACACCCUGACUUUUUGCUCUUUUGACCCACAAAGGGUUAAAAGAAGCAGACGGCACCUAUAGGAUGUGGAUUUAGCAACACCUCCAAGGUGGCACAGGAAUCUUAUCUUUAUUAAUGAGCACAUGCCAUGCAAACAACCAGCCCUCCUGGAACUUGCCAGCCUUCCCUAAUAAAAGGAGAAAGACCUUUGCCUCACCUGUUUCUCAGUUCACCCUCAUCUCCUUUCCUUCAAACAUCUCUGAUACAUUUCUUGUGAGCCCUCAUGACCUGCUCACCACUUCUCCCAGCUUUUCUCCCCAGGAAAGCGGCUGGGUGCAGGGAAGACGGUGGGACCGGCCCAGAGAGGGAGGCAGAACUGCAAGCUGCAGGAGGGGAGAGGAUCUGCAGGAGCAGCCAUAAUCCCUAUGAACAAGCCUGGUUAUGGGGCUCUGAAGUCACCCUCCGACAUGUUACGAAGAUCCUGUUCCAGGAAAUGAGCAGAGCAUCCUCUGGGAUGAGCAUUUCACAGGUCUGGCCCUGGGCCCGCACAUGGGAGCCAUUCCAUCGUACAGGGCAGCUAAUUCCCUGCAGGACAGAGAUCCCCCAGGAUCCCUGUGCCCUGCUGCCAUCCCUGCACCGACAGCGCGGGAUCAGCCCCGCUCCUCCCAGCCUGCCCGGGAAGAGCAAACAGCCUCGUGCCCGGGGAAGCUUGAUGGAGCUGGAAAGCGAAGAGGAGCCGCUUUUGAACGCGGCGGCGAACAGACCUGCAACACCGGCUCUGCCCCUCCGGGCUCCGAACCCCCCUGGCGAGGUUUUCAGAAGACAGAGCAGGAGGAACCCUUGGCUGCUUUGGGAGAAGCUGGGUACAGCUGGGAGCAGGUGGAGGAGGAGCCCCUGGAAAAGUCUGAGAUCCAGCUCCAGGGAAAAGUCGGGAGCAGCCCCUGAUGGACCACCCUGCAUCGGCAGCCCUCCCGGAGGAGAGAGUGACUCUUCUUCUCUGGCCUCCGUCCUGGUACCCGCCAGGCUUAGUCCUGUCCUAAGGAGGUCCUCGGCUCCAGCUUUGCCCUCUUCUCUCCCCCACGUUUCCCUUUAAUGAAUAUACCAUGUUUCCCUUUUUGC